This is a messenger RNA of Cephus cinctus (wheat stem sawfly), 2375 nucleotides long. RefSeq names its product peptide methionine sulfoxide reductase (gene MsrA). NCBI's taxonomy places the organism in Eukaryota, Metazoa, Arthropoda, Insecta, Hymenoptera, Cephidae. The record is from RefSeq and is a predicted model, not a curated record. The transcript is spliced from 7 exons. Bases 936 to 1592 code for a protein of 218 amino acids. Gene Ontology annotation, molecular function: peptide-methionine (S)-S-oxide reductase activity.
AACGUAGCUAAAAAUAAAAAAAGACUUUUAUUAAAAUGAAAUUUGUCGAUUAACAUAAUUUAUUAAAUUGGUGGAUAUAAAUAUCAGGAAAAAUUGUGCUUACUCAUUUUUUUUCCAGUGGGUCAACUUUUUUCCAAAUUUAUUUUCUAUCGGCCCUCUUGGUUAAUUUACGACAUGGAAUCCGUUGGUCAAUGACAAUGAGAUUGAGCAAUCGCCCGAUGUUCUCUCUUGUUGAGUUAUUUUUGUAUGUGGUACUAUUGUGUGAGUAAGAGAGAGGGAGAGGGAGAGAGAGAGAGAGAGAAAGAGAGAGAGAUAUUGAUGCAUCAUCAUUCGAUGACAUUUGAUAGUGUUAUCGGUUCAAAAAACGUGACAGUCAGACGCGAAGGAUGUACGGAUAAAAAGUGUGGACUGAGAUAAAACCUCACUCUGUGUUAUUGUAUUAUUACGUUUGGAUGCUGAGUCGUAGACCAAGGAAAAUUACGUCAGUCACAUCGAAAAUCGAGAUGUCAUUUAAACGCUGGGACCAAUUACACAUUCUGAGGCAAUAGCGGUUCAGUUGUAUUUAUUAAAUCUCUCGAUAGAGUGACAAGGCGAUGGCGCAAUCUGUAGCGAGAUUUGUUGGCGGGAAACUGGGAAUUUUCAAAAAAGUUUUACCAGUAUCGAGAUACAGCGUUGGAGGAAAAUUUCAUGAGAAUCAGAAGGGUUACCGGGACUGUAGAAAAAAGGGAAAUCGAUUGUUCGGCGGGACGGACUGCUCGUGGAUAGUUCAAUUAUGUCGGCCGAGUGGGGAUGCGCCUUGAUAUAUUUAAAAAGUGCGGCUACUCGCCACGCGACAGUCGCUUCACUUUCUGUGCCAUCGAUCGCAGAGACCUGACGUCGCGCUACUCUCGCCGUUCUCAUUGCCUUCUUGCACGACAGAUUACUUGAAAGAGAACAUGCCUGGUCAACUGGAGGAGUCCAAGGGAAAGCGUGCGACUUUUGGCAUGGGCUGCUUUUGGGCUGGCGAUUCCUUGUUUGGCUCCACGACAGGUGUCUUGAGGACCUGCGUUGGAUACUCUGGCGGUACCAAGGAUUCUCCAACGUAUAAAAACAUGGGGGACCAUACUGAGGUCAUCGACAUUGAAUAUGACCCUGAAGUCAUCUCCUACUCGCAGCUGCUCGGCCUCUUUUGGAAUAAUCAUGAAUACGGCCUCACCACAAGGAUAAAGCGACAGAAGUAUAUGUCCUUGAUUCUUUACCACGAUGAGGAGCAACGCGCCGUGGCAGAGAAGUCACGCGAUCAUGAACAACGGGAACGUGGUGAAACCUUCGUCACGGAAAUACAGCCGUUCAAGAAAUUCUAUCCAGCCGAAGAUUAUCAUCAAAAGUACAGACUUCAGUCGCAUCCGUGGCUCAUCGAGACUCUUGGACUGACGGAUAAGGAGAUUUUGAGAAGUUCUUCCUUAGCUGCCAAAUUAAAUGGCUACCUUGCUGGUGCUGGCACCAGUGAACAAUUCGAACGUGAAUUAGAUAGUCUUGGGUUGAACGAAAAAGCUGCACAGUACGUACGGAAGUACGUAAUUGAGAAUCAAGGAAACGGGUUGUACUGCUAGCAGAAUGAUUUGGGACCAAAAAUUAGAUCAUUAGACGUAGGCUACAACUGGAAUGAUUUCCCGCGUUGGAAAUCAGGGCCUGAUCUAUUCCGAUUUCAUAUUUGAUAUACGGUAUAAAGUAUAUUAAAAUACAAACAAAAUGUAUGUACAAUGUCGUGCACGGACUAUUACGAUUUUCUAUUCGUACGUGUUAAUAUUGGCGUAUGCUAUAAUAUGGCGCAAUAACGUAAAUGCAACGUAUUGUUUGUCGAUUGCCGCUUGAUCUUAGUGAAUUUUCUGGUGUGCGUAAGGAUAGUACGAGAUACGGCCGCAUGUGGCGUUGGUGGCGUUGAUAAAGGCUGUGAAAAUCGUACGACACGCGCUUUCACAUACUUAUUUCUUUUUGUGUUGAUUUGUUCUCACGAAUUUUCCAGCGUUUUCGAUUAACAGAUUUUUUCUACAGUUAUCAUGUAUACACGUGAAGAUAGACUUGUAUCGACACGGUGUUAUAUUAGACACGGUGAAGAAAAAUUGUGUCAAACGAAAACGCCAUUGAAGAACCGCGGCCAUUGUUUUUUGAGGCUAUAAGAGAUAUGCUCGUUGAGGUGAGGUUAGGUAAUUAAUCAAAUAGUAUUUUAGAAAACGUAAAUGUUAUUUGUAAGGUUUCAAUUAAUAGCGAAUUCAUUUUUUUUCUUUAGAGUACAAGUAUCUUGUUAUUCCUUGCUUUUUAAUUUUAUAUAAAGCAGGGAAUCUUAUUGUAUCUACACGAUUAUGAAUUAAACUGUAUUUUCCAGUAUCUUGUAA